ACCCCAGCAUCAAGCAACCGCUGAUCUGCUUUCUGUUUCUACAGAGUUGUUUUGCCUGUGUUAAAGUUUUAUGUAAAUGGAAACAUGCUGUAUGUGCUUUUUGAUAUACGGCUUCUUUUGCUCAUUAUUGCUUUUGAGAUCCAUCCCUCUUGCUGCAGGUCAGUAAUUUAUUCCUCUUUGGCAGGUGUGCUGGCCACGUCUUCCUCCUCUGUCUGAUCACCAUGAUGUCACCAACAUAACCCAUCAGUGUGAUGUUCUUUGGGAUUUCCGAGUGAUCCAGAUCUCUUGGACUAUAUUAUGACAAACGGCAGGAUGUUCCCAGGGGAUCAGAACCCAGAGGACCAGAACUCAGAGGAGCAGUUUUUCUAUGAUCUCAUUUUCAGGCUCUUCAAAGAGAAUAAGGUGGAGAUUGCAAGUGCAAUAACAAAACCAUUUCCUCUCCUUAUGGGCCUCCGGGACCGUGGCUUCAUCCCUGAGCAGAUGUAUGAACAUUUUCAAGAAGCCUGUAGAAAUCUGGUCCCAGUGGAGAGAGUGGUGUAUGAUGUUCUCAGUGAACUGGAGAAGACAUUUGACAAGAGUGUUCUGGAUGCACUGUUCAGCAAGGUUAACCUGAGGGCCUAUCCUGAUUUACUUGAGAUUUGCAGAAGCUUCCAAAAUGUGAUUCAAGACUACUUUCAAUAUCAAAUCACUGAUGAGGAAGAGACAAAGGAGAUGCUCACCUUCCAAUUAAACCAUGAACAAGGUAAUUUAUUCCAGAUCCCUAGUUCUAGAAAGCAACAGGAUGAGAGUUGUUGUUUUCUAGAUACUGUGGAUCUUGGAAACAACUCUACUUUGGGAAAACCCAAGAGGAAAAGAAAAAAAAAGAAAGGGCAUUCCUGGUCAAGAAUCAAAAGGAAGUGGCAGGGAAACACACAUCGAAAAGACAACAGCAAAGCUGCUGGCCGGUUGGUCUCAAGUGGAGAGAAGGUGAAAAUGAAUCUACAAGACCCUGCCAAGAUUAGAAGGAAAAUGAGAGGCAAAUAUGCAGUCCACUUAACUGGUAGUCACAGAGCCCCACAGACAAGAAUCCGGCCAAGAGGGUCAAGAAAGUACAGAGGUAAAAGUGUGGAUUUUCGCUCUCAAAUACUCCCUGUGACCUGUGGUCAGCUGAAGGGGACAUUAUAUAAGAAGAAAUUGAAACGAGGAGCCUUGGUGAAGAGUAUACAGCGUGAAGAUGGAAAGUGGCUCACUCCCAGGGAAUUUGAAGUCAAUGGAGGCUUUGCAAGAUCAAAGAACUGGAAGCUGAGUGUGCGCUGUGGUGGGAGGCCCCUACGAUGGCUGAUGGAGAAAGGAUUUCUACACAAUCCUGCAAGAACUUAUGGCAGGAGACAAAGGAGAAUACUGAAGUCUCACAACAAUGCCUUAGUUGACCCUUAUGUAAGAAACUCAGAUGUAUGUGAGAUGUGCCGGGAUGGAGGAUGGCUGUUCUGCUGCGAUACUUGUUCAAGAUCCUUUCAUAAGGACUGUCACAUCCCACCUGUGGAAACUGAGCGGAGCCCGUGGAGUUGCUCCUUCUGCAGGGUGAAGGAGUCUUCAGGAAGCCAGCAGUGUCAUGGAGAAUCUGAGGUCCUGGCAAGGCAGAUGGGGCCUGAGGAGCAGUUGAAAUGUGAGUUCCUCCUCCUGAAGGUCUAUUGCCAUUCAGAGAGCUCCUUUUUUGCGAAGAUUCCAUAUUAUUAUUAUAUUAAAGAGGCUUCUCAAAAACUAAAACCCAUGUGGUUGGACAAAAUCAAGAAGAGGCUAAGUAAGCAGGGUUACCCCCAAGUCGAAGGGUUUGUGCAGGACAUGCGCCUCAUCUUUCAGAACCACAGGGCGUCUUACAAGUACAAUGACUUUGGCCUAAUGGGACUUAGACUGGAGGCUGAAUUUGAGAAGAAUUUCAAGGAAGUGUUUGCUAUUCAGGCAACAAAUGAGAACAGCUCACCAGUGUAGUGGAUGCUGGUGGUACCUUGGGAACCCCCCUUGGAGCAGGCUUCUCAUCCUCCAGCUGCUGUGAGGGUUGGCUGCUGAUGCCACCCCUCCCCAGAGUAUUGCCUUCUGCCAAAUGGAGCCAGCUUCAUCUGCACAUUACUCCUCCUCGACCUGGAGCCUGCCCCAGCCCCAAGGUGGAACCAUCUGUGUGGUGUGUGAUUCAGGCUCCUGUGCUCCCCAUGGGAUCAGGCUGGAGCUAGUCUCCAGCUGUGACAACAUCCUUGCUUAGCUUUUCCCAUCACAGUAUCUUGCUUCCUUCACUUCUCCUGAGAGAACUCUCACAAUAAAUCACUUACUUAAGAGCCUUUAUCUCAGACUCUGCUCUAGGGAACACAGCUUAAGAUAAUAGACCUAGCAAGCAGGCCCUAAGGAUGGGGUUCUGCAGUUGGAUCACUGUCUAGCAGAUGGUGACAGGUAGAAUACCAAUAUCCCUGGGGUGCUGUAACAGUGCAGUUGUCAGACUUUCACCUGUAGGAAACUGGAUGAGAUAAAGGGGAAGAGAUAUACUAGCUGGUGCAAUUGUCUGGCAUUUACAAAGGCAGAAAUAGUAACUAUAAGAUCUGUGGAUUUGGGUGGGUAUUGCUAAGUGCUGCUAAUGUGUUAAAAAGAGUAAAUGAAGGGCUUAAAUCUACGAAUCACCACCUAAAGCAAAGAGACCCUCAUACCUGCAGCUGGAAGGCAGACAGUAAGGAAGGCCCAGCACCAGCCCUAAUUAUAAGAAUGGCGUAAUUUCAGAGAAGUCUGAAUUCUAAGCUCAGAAUGGUCCUUUAUGCCAAAGUCAGGGCCGUGAUAAAUAAGGAGUAAAGCCUUGAAACUCAGAAUGGGUCUUUCUAGGAAGAUGCACAUGAGAACCUUGAAGUCCAGAUCCCCUUGAACCCACUGGUCAGAAUUCCUACCCCUUGUUAGAAGACAGACCCCCUACCCUCCCAAACAUCUUGUCUGAAUGAGGACUACGUGGAGUCCUCUCAGCAUGACCCAACUGGGAUCCUGGGUUGUCCUGCUAGCUGAACAAAGGGUUUACUCCAAUGGAGCUGCAGGACUGGCCAACAAGUACCAGCAGGAGCCAGGAGAUUGCGUCUGGGAGUGAUCCUGGAUGAAGUAAGGUGGAAUAUGAAACUGGAGAAGAGAGAAUUGUCAAUACAGGUGCACUCCCCUGUACCACAGAGUUUAAUUAGCCUGGCAAGGGCCAAAGGUGAUGACUCUGAUAUCCUCCCAAGUGGCUCUUUGAGGCUUGAUAUAAGCCACAGAACACACUAGAUGAAGUGGAAGUAGAGAUACCAGAUGUGCCAGGGCAGACUAUGGAAAAGGGGAAUCUGAAGGCCUAGGGAAAUUUGCAUGGCUCUACUCUCCACAACUGGAAAACCAUCCAUCAGGUGACUGGGUUCCUUAGGAGGCCUCAGAGAUGCUAACUUAACAAGGUGAUAAGGAACACGUGGCUGAGGGGGCACCAGCAUCCUUGAGAUUCUCAGUGGGGUCUGUCCACUGGAAGUCGGAAUAAUAUAGGAAUGUUUUACGGAACUGGAUUCCCUAGUCACAAUGGAAAUGACAGGAUUCCAGAGUAAUGGAAGCCAGGUGGCAGCAUUUAAUUGUCAGAGCAAGAAAAAAUAAUUUCUUAAAUGGGCAGCAAGGUUAGAAUGACAGCAAGGGGUACCUGGCCCAUAGAUGUGUAUGGAGAUUGCUAAUAGGACACAGUGUUCUUAUAGACAUGACAGAUGGCCAGCCAACAAGGACAUUGCUUCAUAUAUAUCAUCAAAAGAGAUUAAAAAUAGGUGAGUAGAGGGCUGAGAUCAGCUAUCUCAAUAAAAAGUGAAGAUCCU
Ceratotherium simum simum (southern white rhinoceros) is the source of this 3824-nucleotide messenger RNA. The record is from RefSeq and is a predicted model, not a curated record. NCBI's taxonomy places the organism in Eukaryota, Metazoa, Chordata, Mammalia, Perissodactyla, Rhinocerotidae.